AUAUUAUGUCCGAUUGUUUAAGAAGCAAAAGAAAUGUAUAAGAGUCCUUAUUUUUAAACAGGCAAACUAUUGUUCUUUUUUGGGCACCUAUGACUGUACGCGUAUUGUGUUUGCAGUGGCCCGCCGAUCUCACCUGAGUUUCGGGUUACACUUUCAUACCUCGCUGCACGAGGAAAUGGAGGACGCACCUGUCUGAGACAAAUACUGCUGCAUUAACGACACAUAGGCCUACUCGGACUUUCUUUACCUACUUUUGGGGAAUUUAAUGUUGGGUGUGUUUUAAAAGAUCUUGAGAUAAUAUGUGGCAGGGUAUAAUCUUUACCCUCUUCUUGUUCACAGGCUUCACCACAGCUAUCAAUGUGAUCUGCAAUAAGCCACGCUAUGUGGUCAUAUUAUUCCAGCCGGUCACACUCAGCUGUGAUUACAGUACCACGGCUACAUCCCCUCCACUGAUCACCUGGAAGUACAAGUCCUACUGCAGAGACCCGAUCCAAGCUGCUCUAAACCCCAGCAGUGCUGAUAAUGCCAUCGCUCAGUCCAACCCAAACUACAACCCCAACAUAGAGUGUGCAGACAGUGCCAGGACCGUUCGCAUAGUGGCUUCGAAACAAACGGCGGUCACACUUGCGAAAGAGUACCAGGGUCGUCAGAUCAGCAUCACCAAUAAUGCAGAUCUUAACUUUGCUCAGACUGCUUGGGGAGACAGCGGUGUGUAUGUCUGUACAGUCGGCUCAGCCCAGGACCUUUCAGGGAAUGGCGAGUGUUUUACAGAGCUCAUUGUGCUUGAGAGAAAGUCAAAUACUACAGACCUGCUGCCUGGCAUUGAUUUACUGAUCAUGGAAGACUGGUUGUUAGUGGUGUUGGUGGUCCUGGGCUUCUUGUUGUUGUUGCUCCUGAUCGGUAUCUGCUGGUGUCAGUGUUGCCCUCACACCUGCUGCUGUUACGUCAGAUGCCCCUGCUGCCCGGAGCGCUGCUGCUGUCCCCGCGCCUUAUACGAGGCUGGUAAAAUGGCUAAGUCUGGUGUCCCCAGUCAGUACGCACCCACCGUCUAUGCCCCAAGCAUGUACGGACAGCCAGCUUAUGGAGUUGGCGGAGGUGCACAUGGCAUGCCCAUGCUCCCUAUGCCGAUGGGCCACACUAUGGCGAUGGGUCCUCCCUCCAAUGGCUACGGCAGAGACUACGACGGGGCCAGCUCAGUUGGCCAAGGAUCUCAAGUGCCGUUGCUGCAAGACCACGAUGGUGGAGGAAACCGUAGUGGAUACCGUGUUCAGGCCGACCAAGAUGGAAACCCAACACGGGUGCUUUACUAUAUGGAGCGAGAACUGGCCAACCUUGACCCCAGUCGCCCAGGGAACACUCCAGGCAAAUACAGUCGUCUGGAUGGUAUGAGCGAGGUGAGCUCACUUCACGACGGUCCAGACUCUCGAAAUCGUGGUCGGGCCAGACCACCUCAGCUUACCACGGUGUACGAUGAUGUGGACGAGAAUAUGAGUACCAUCAGCAGCGUGUCUCAGCACAUCCGACGGGACGAGCACAGGCAGGGGGCUGACAAUCGAGGACGCGCCCGCUCCAUGGAACACUUAGACGAUAUUGGCCGCAAUUACCGAGACCGAGAUGACUAUCCACCCACUCGUCGAGAUGGUGGGGCCAGGGGCGACAGAAGAGGUUCGGAUGACGAGUGGAGCAGCAGCGGACGAGGAUACGACCGUGGCGCCGAUGACCGUCGACGCCGUGAUUACUCUCCAGACAAUCGUCCUCGUCGUGGAGACUCCUUCCGUGGGGUCGGUUUCCAGGGCCGCCGCAGCCGUAGUCGUGACGACCUGAUGGAUCUGGAGCGAGAUCGUGGCCGCGGAGGCCGGGACGCGUACGAUGACAGCUUCCUGAAGGAGGCCAUGGAAAAGAAGAAGUUAGGCGAACAGCAGAGAGGCCGCAGCCGCGAGAGGCUCGACAGCGAGAGCGACCGUUCUGACCGCUACAGGGGGCCACACGGCGGACCGCCUCCUCUGCCGCUCGCCCCGCCCUCUGGAAACCCCGAUCGCCGUGGCAAUCACAGCAACUUCCCACCUCCUCCCCCUCCCUACACUGAGGACAGUGACAGUUUGCCAUCAUCCAAAAAGAGCAACUUAAAAAAGAAUGGAGCUGUGAGCAGAGAGAGUCUGGUGGUGUGACGCGGCAGUGAAUGCUCAGGUGGAAAUAGUGUGUGUGUGUGUGUUUCCUCUGCUCUUUCACAAUACUUAUGUGUGUGUAUGAGUUUUAGGUUGAUUGCUAAGAAGAAUUUUUGUUAAUAUUCAUCAUGUAUUUUUAUGGGAUUUUUUAAUGAUAAUAAUUGUAUAGCCA
Molecule: messenger RNA, 2337 nt
Organism: Rhinichthys klamathensis goyatoka
Lineage: Eukaryota; Metazoa; Chordata; Actinopteri; Cypriniformes; Leuciscidae
Gene: lsr
Product: lipolysis stimulated lipoprotein receptor
Exons: 11
Coding region: 300-2168 (622 amino acids)
Biological process (GO): establishment of blood-brain barrier; tricellular tight junction assembly
Cellular component (GO): tricellular tight junction; plasma membrane
Source: RefSeq, a predicted model, not a curated record